AUGUUUCAGCUAAAUGAAAUAGCAUUUCAAGCCACUGAAUCAAUUUCAUCUUCAAAAUGGUUAUCAACUGGCAUACAGAAAACCAGUUCAACUCAGUGUAGCCCAAUUUUCGCCAUAUUUAUUUUGCAAAUAAUGAUGAAACUACAAAACAAACUGAAAGAUAGAAGAUCAACAGAACAAGAAGAAGAAGAAGAAGACGAACAAUAA
Messenger RNA from Trichobilharzia regenti, 207 nucleotides. The record is from the annotation of a GenBank genome assembly. NCBI's taxonomy places the organism in Eukaryota, Metazoa, Platyhelminthes, Trematoda, Strigeidida, Schistosomatidae.